Messenger RNA from Dermacentor albipictus, 5519 nucleotides. Its product is annotated as 2-oxoglutarate and iron-dependent oxygenase domain-containing protein 3-like. Lineage: Eukaryota; Metazoa; Arthropoda; Arachnida; Ixodida; Ixodidae. Gene Ontology annotation, molecular function: oxidoreductase activity, acting on paired donors, with incorporation or reduction of molecular oxygen; iron ion binding; L-ascorbic acid binding. The record is from RefSeq and is a predicted model, not a curated record. Gene Ontology annotation, cellular component: membrane.
UUGUUUGGCUGCAAAGAUGGCCGCUGCCAGUGCGCGGUGACGUAAAAACCGCAGCCACGGAAAAACCCCUGUGGCUUCUUCCAGCCGUAGCUCUCCCGGUUUUCCUCAAUUGCGAGAAACCGCUAAGCUUUCCUGCUUUCACCGGAGCCGUAAAACAGUCCGCAGGUCAAUCGCGAGCGCCUUAUGGACGCUCGCCCGUAUCAAUCGAAACGCUCUCCAUAUGACUCGAGCGGCGUCACUCACUCACGACAGCUGUGCGCCUGAUCCUCAUGACCGUGAGCCGCGAUGACAUCAGCGAAGGCAGCGCAGGCGGCGUUGACGUUAUCGCUCCGUGACGACUGCGGAGUUCGUUUUUGAAGUCAUGGCGGUCAGGAAACGUGGCGAAGCCAAGAGGCCCGCGGCCGAAGCCGCCGCUGUACCGGCGGCCGGCCCGCAGUCGCCCGCUGCGGCGGUGCCCGUGUUUUCGGCCAGGAGAAUCGUCGUGCGCGUCGGCGUGUCCGUCGCGUUGCUGACUGCCCUCUACAUUCCGGCGUGGUGGAAGUCCGGGAGCGUCAGGACGUUCGCGUCCCGCGACGAGGUCUUGGCGAUCAAGUCGGAGACGGUGGAGUGUUCCAAGGACUACGUGAACGACCGUCGGCUCUUCAAGGAUUGUGCCCCCCAAAAGUGCGGAAGAGUGGUUUCGGACAGCGUGGUCACCGCCGAAGAGAGUGAUGCACUGUUGAACCUGGCAAAGCGGGGCUUGGCACUGAGUCAUUCCGACGGUGGAGCUUCGAUUCUUGAUCUGCAUUCCGGAUCCAUUUCCUUGGGGAAAAAAUUCGUCAAUGUCUACAAACUGCUUGAACAGAAAGGCACUACACUAUUCAGCGACCAUGACUUGAAAGUCUACAAGCAGGUCAAGGACAAGAUUCGGCGCCUGAUCGGUUUUCAGUUUGGCAUCAGGCCUGACUCCUUACACUUGACACACCCGACAUUCUUCUCGGAAAUGACGGUGCGGCCGGCCGUCACCGUCCACGACGAGUACUGGCAUGUGCACGUCGACAAGGAGCAGUACGGAUCAUUCCACUACACUUCGCUGCUCUAUCUGGCCGACUACAAUGCCGAUUUUGGCGGAGGUCGCCUGUUUUUUGUGGACGCCAUUAGGGGCAAUUCCACGGUGGAACCCAAGAAAGGUCGUGUCUUGGCUUUUACAUCUGGCUCGGAGAACCUGCACUUCGUGGAGAAAGUGGACAAGGGCGUGCGAUAUGCGCUGACCGUGUCGUUCUCCUGUGACCCUUCAAAGGCCAUCCGUGACCCCGGCAGGCCUCGACCGAGCGUCUGAGGUGCAACUUAUCGUGAAUGCGACAUGGUCUACGAAGAUGAAGGUUGCUCAUGAAUGCGAUGUGGCGUUGUUCUGCGUAUUCAUGCUUUUCUACAUAUUGGGGAAAGUGGAAGUGAAACGAGAGAUUUAAAUGCCGAUUUCCACAACCAAAAGGAUUUUGACGCAUACAGCGGCAGUAACAUUGCCCGUAGUGAUCGCGGAGGCCACUUUAUAUAAAUGCCUGAUACACAAUUUUCUAUGCAUACAUGCUUUAGUCAUACAUACUACCGUAUAUACUCGUGUAAGGGCCGCACUUUUUCUUCGAAAAUUUUGCUAGGUGCGGCCCUUACACGAAUCAGGCCGAUUUAGUACAGGCAGUACAGGCCAAAGGUCUGUACUGUUUAUGCAACAGUAGCAGAGUGCAAGAGUCACAAAUGACAUGCCAGAAAUGUUUUUAUUCGGAUUCCAUUUCGCUGUCCUCGUUCUCGGAGGAGCUCGCCUCGGCGUCCGCGUCUUCCCAGAGACGGUCAUCUUCGGUGCCGUUCAUGGAGUUCGAAAUUCCCGUUACCUUGAAGCUUUUAGCAACUACUUCUACUGACAUGGCACGCCACGCAUUCAAAAUCCAUUCACACACCUGUUGGAGCGACGCCCGCUUCAGCCGUCCUGUAGGGGUCUUCUCGUGGACGCCUCCAGCCAUCCAUUCAGAGUAACAUCGGCGAAAUUCCACUUUGAAUGGUCUGUUGACGCAUACGUCGAGCGGCUGCAGCACACUCGUCAGGCCACCGGGAAUGACGGCCAAGUCCGUACGAGUUGCGGCAACUCGGUUCUUGACGCGGUCGGUCAAGUGGCCCCUAAAGCUGUCCAAAACAAGGAGGGCUUUCCGUUGUAACAGCCCUCCAGGUCUGUUUGCCCAGACGGUCUUAAUCCAGUCAACGACCAGUUCCUCGGACAUCCAGCCCUUCUCUUGCGCACGUACGACGAUUCCCUGAGGGAACUUCUCUUUUGGGAGAGUCUUCCUUUUAAAUACGACGUACGGCGGAAGCCUCCUGCCGUCUGCCGUGAUGCACAACAUCACAGUGCACCUUUGGCGUUCUGCACCAGUCGUGCGCACAGACACACUUUUCGCACCUUUUAAAUCCACUGUGGUGCUUUCCGGUGCAUCGAACCACACAGGUGUCUGGUCCGCAUUCCCAAUUUGGGACAGGUCGUAUUCAUGCUCCCUCCUGAGAGCAUUCACGAAGCGAUGAAACUUAAUGACGUGGUCUUCGUACUCGCGCGGCAGUUUUUGGCAAAUCGUCGUUCGGCGCCGAAUAGAAAGCUGGUUACGGUUCAUAAACCGCGUAGCCCAGCCCCGACUUGCCUUGAAUUGUGCCGGGGGUAUUUCCAUGUGGCGAGCGAUGCUGAGGGCUUUGACGCGUAUCAUGUCAGUCGAUACGGCGUAGCCGUCCCUUCGUGUGUCGACGACGUAGUUGACGAGCUCGCUUUCGAGUUGCGGGUACUUGCACUUUUUCCCGCGAAACGCCUUUCGGCUCCUGUUAGUAGCGGCGAGGGCAUCUUUCUGAUUCAUCCAGUAACGCACGCGCUUCUCAUCGACGUCGUACUUUCGUCCAGCUUCCCGCUUCCCGUGCUCCUCGGCAUAGUCAAUCACUUGCAGCUUAAAUGCUGCAGUGAAUGAUCUCAGAUGCCGGCCCAUCGUCCGUCACGUGCGCUGGCUUCUGCAGGGUUCACUACAACCAACAAAGUGACACCGACGACACCGAUCUGAAGUCGCGCUGCCAACGUAUCGACACGAUGCUAGGAACGAUGCCAACAAAGAGGCCGCACAAGGCAAAUAUGGCGGCGCGCUGUCAACAGCGUGGUCGGCGCGUCGGCGGAAGUAGAAUAAAAGCGGAAAAGCGUGCAGCGCCAUCUGGCUGUAAAUGAACUAACUACACUUUUCUGGCGGGACAUUUUGAACUUUUGUUUUUUUUUUUUCGAAAUAUCCGCUUUCAAAGUUGGGGUGCGGCCCUUACACGAGGGCGGCCCUUACACGAGUAUAUACGGUAAUUAGGAAAGAGGAAAUGGAACAUUUCUGUAACUUCAAAAAAAGGUAACAAGACUUAAGCUCAUUUCAUGCAUAUGAUUGGACGACAUUCUCUACAGUGAUUUGAGGCCUCAUUACAAGUGCGACACAGGCUUUUCAAUGCAUCAUGACAGCAUGCCAGUGAGUGGAAACGAAAGGAAAGCUUCUAACAAAAAUAAAGCAUACUUUCGUGACUCAACUUUUUACGCAUAAGAAAGACGUUGCGAGUGAUUGUUUUCAUACAUUUGGCAGAAAGCUAUACGACUAGACAAAGAAAUGAAGGUUCAAACUUACCUUUAUUUAAUUUCAUGCCGAAAUGCCAGCGUUGAUACAUCAGUGCAAUGUAAUGGAUUUCGAAGUAUCUUGUGAUAUUUAAGUUGUUUUCAGUGCAGGAAAAGUACUCAAAACUGACUACGUAGUUUCUAUUUUUUCUCUUCUUCUUUAGCAUGCGAUGUACUGUAUUUACUAGAAAAUUUGUUGAACACAAACUCGUCAAAAGGUUAAAAAUUGAAUAUAGGUCAACCCACAUCUCUUCAGAAAAUCUUAACAUGACAUACCUUUGCUUACCACAAGCUCGGCUACCAAAUAUCGCUAGUUGAUGCCACCAGCUGCAGCCUCAUUGGGAGUGCCGGAGAAGUCGUUCUCAUCGGAUGUUUCGCAGGUGUCCUUGGCACUCCAGACGAUGUCGUCAUCUGUGCCGUCAAGUGCACUGAGUACGAAGCAUUUCUUAAAGCCAGUCUGGACAAUCUCCAGACUGGCCUUAGGAGGUACGCAACGGAGGGAUUCCGGAGGCACUUUUUAAUGCGAAAGCAUUACUUGGCUCAUUGCGCGAGCCCGCCGUCAUUAGAAAGCCAUGGCAGAAGAACGGCGCACAAAUUACGUCAUCUUCAUCUAACUAAAGAAUAGAAAGUGGCCAUGGUGAGGAUUCGUUCCUCUGCCCAACUGCCACUGUGACCGCUUCAUAGCCGAGCGCGCUAACCAGUGCGCCACCAUUACAUAUUUUCGAGGCCGUGCAUAUGGUUUGGCUCUGCCUGGCAGGCAAUUCACUAGAUGGCACUAUGGAGUCUUCAUCGUCCGAAGUUGAAUCGCUCGCAUCUACAUCAUCAGGCGAGACAGCAAAACGUGGCCGGAUAUGCCAGUCCACCGACGACGAAGUUCGAGACCAUCGUAACGCCGCAAAACGUGCGCAGCGAGCGGCUGCAGCGAAAGAACAUUCAUCACCCAAGCUCCCGACGACGCGAAAGCGGCUUGGCAGCAAGCAUGGUGUGCUGCAGCGAGGCACACUUUAAUGAGAACUCCAGAAAUAAAGCUUGGCUGAGAGUUUGCAAUAUGGCCGGUUCGUCAUCUUGCGUUGUUGCAACCUCAUAACCAGCAACAUUACACCCGGAAACAUAACGCAGUAGCACUAAACUCGGCAGCGUCUGGCAGCAACACUAAACUCGGCGACAUUGCAGCGACUCACUUCGCAACAAGUAAACCCAUUUACAUGUUGUGAGAAUUGCUUAGGUGCUCCGGUAUUCUAGCUUUGUUCACGAAUAUAAACCAAGAUUAUUUGGUCACGCAUAAAGGUCAAUAUCUGACUUUGGGUAACAUCUAAAAAAAAAAAGUUGACCUAUUUUCAAAUAACUACAAUGUUCCUCCUUUACUGACCGACUUUUAAGUGAACUUGAAUAGAUGCUCUAGAAGUCCACGACUGCACGACCAGUGUGGCAGCUUCAGCUCAGCGAGGUGGCGCCACCAGUCUAUUGUUUGUUGCACGCGUUCUUGCUUACCAAGCACUAGAAGGUUGUGUCACUACUGUCACUAAAGGUUGUGCUAUUGUGGUGGCAUAAUUUAUCAACACAGCUUAACAUUGCUUUGCACUGUCCCCGUAAAGCUUUUGUGUCCCUGGUUUGUGUUAAAUGUUCCACCACCUUCUAUGCCCAUUCAGUAUUCGCUGUGCCUUCGUGCAUCAGUCAAAACGGGUUCGGCACACAGCUGUAACUCUCCUACCUAUGCACUUACGUUUUGGCAGUUGACCUGUUGAGCUGUUGUAAUAGUAAAGAACAAAUUGUGCUUUCAGAGUUUUUUUUCCUAUGAGACCAAUGUGUUAACGCAUACCUUUGUUCGUUUGGAUGUACAUAUUUCAUUACAUUGUUAAUAAAAGCUUUUUUACUUGGA